Pungitius pungitius (ninespine stickleback) is the source of this 3053-nucleotide messenger RNA. It is a transcript of the gene tfap2c, whose product is annotated as transcription factor AP-2 gamma (activating enhancer binding protein 2 gamma). The coding region runs from base 345 to 1754 and encodes 469 amino acids. The transcript has 8 exons. The record is from RefSeq and is a predicted model, not a curated record. Lineage: Eukaryota; Metazoa; Chordata; Actinopteri; Perciformes; Gasterosteidae. Gene Ontology annotation, cellular component: nucleus. Gene Ontology annotation, biological process: anatomical structure development; regulation of transcription by RNA polymerase II; regulation of cell population proliferation. Gene Ontology annotation, molecular function: DNA-binding transcription factor activity, RNA polymerase II-specific; RNA polymerase II transcription regulatory region sequence-specific DNA binding.
AGAAGGAGAAGAAGGAGGAGGAGGAGGAGGAGAAGAAGGAGAAGGAGGGGGGAGUUCGGUGGAGAUCUUUCGUGACACCGGUUAUUUUCUUCCGUAGUGGCUGUUGGGAAGUCAUAUCUGUGGUUGGAUAGUCAGUCGCUGGGUCACUUCGCCCCAUUCAGCCUUCACGCGCAACUUCGCCUCUUCGCCGCAGCGGAAGAACACGGCUGUUCGUGGGCACCAGGAAGCUUUGGGGCUUUUUUCUUCUUCCAUACCUGGAUUAAUUUAAGAUUUUUAUUUUUAUUUUUUAAACUUUUUAUUUAGAGGUUGUUUUUUUUUAACAGAGGGCCCCUUUCUCUGUCAGAAUGUUGUGGAAAUUAGCCGACAACGUGAAGUACGAGGAUGACUGCGAGGAAAGGCACGACGGAAACAGCAACGGGAACCCCCGGCUGCCUCACCUGCCCGCGGUCAGUCAGCACCUCUACAGCCCGUCCCCCUCCCUCUCGCACCCGGCCAGUUCGGACUUCCAGCCGCCGUACUUCCCGCCUCCCUACCAGCCCAUCUCCUACCCGCAGUCCAGUGACCCGUACUCCCACCUCGGGGACCCUUUCAACAUCAACCCCCUGCACCAGUCGCAGUCGUCGAACCAGCAGCAAUGGCCCGGUCGGCAGGGCCAGGACGGGCUCUCCUCGCACGGGAGGAGCGGGCUGGCGAGCCAGAUCCUGGGCCUGGAGGGCUCGUCCGGCGUGAGGAGGGAAGGCUUCCGGAGGCCCGAGCUGCUGCCCCCGCACGUGCACGGCAUCGAGUCGUCGGGCAUCGGCGGUGACAGCAUGGGGAUGCACGACAUGGGGCACGGACUGGACGACGUUCAACAUGUAGAUGACCACAGUGUUAUAAUGGCAGACCAGACAGUCAUUAAAAAAGUAUUAGGACUACGAGGUGGCAGGAACCUUGAUCGCUUACAGAGGACUUAUUAUCAGGGGGGAAUUCUUGCUGGGCCUGUCACUCUACCCAAAGGCAACGUGCUGGGUCUUCCUUUCCAGAAAGAGUCCCUCCUGGGCAUGGUUUCAAACCCCAUGGAGGUGUUCUGCUCCGUACCGGGCCGCCUUUCCCUGCUGAGUUCCACUUCCAAGUACAAGGUUACUGUGGCCGAGGUCCAGAGACGCCUGUCACCCCCCGAGUGCCUCAACGCGUCGCUCCUGGGAGGCGUUUUACGCAGAGCCAAGUCAAAGAACGGAGGUCGUUCCCUGAGAGAGAAGCUGGAUAAGAUCGGGCUCAACCUGCCUGCAGGAAGAAGGAAGGCCGCCAAUGUCACACUACUUACGUCACUAGUGGAAGGUGAAGCUGUUCAUUUAGCGAGAGACUUUGGUUACGUGUGUGAGACGGAGUUCCCUGCAAAGGCCAUUGCUGAUUACCUGGGAAGGCCUCACGUAGAACGCAACGAGGUCAACUCUCGCAAGAACAUGCUGCUCGCUGCCAAGCAAAUCUGCAAAGAGUUCACUGACCUGCUGACUCAGGACCGCUCGCCGCUGGGAAACUCUCGGCCGGCCCCCAUCGUGGAGCCCGGGAUCCAAGGCUGCCUGACCCACUUCAGCCUCAUCACUCACGGCUUCGGCUCGCCCGCCAUCUGCGCCGCCAUGACCUCGCUUCAGAACUACCUGAACGAGGCGCUCAAACAAGUGGACAAGAUGUACCUGAGCUCCGGUAGCGACACCCAGGGGUCCUCAGACAGUGGGAGCAAAUCUGCAGACAAAAUGGACAAGCACAGGAAAUGAGAGCUCAGAGGAGAGUCCUUGUGAACUUGAGACCCCCAGAUUCCCUUCAUCUCGCCGCCCCGUCUGCCCUUUUUUUAGGCUUUCUUUUUUGGAUUUUUGAAAGAAAUCUAUGUUGAUUGAUUGCGUAUUGUCAUUCUGAGAGCUGCAUUUGUAUGUGAGAGAGAGUUUGUGUGUAAUUGCACUGUUGAAUUUUAAUUAAAUGUUUUGAGAAGUCCCUGUUUGCUUCAAACCAACACUAAUAACAACCGCCUGGGGGGGGGGGAGGGUGGUAUUAAACCACACUACGGCCAUCGGACCUACUCCCUGUUGACAAGAUGAGGAAAAGAACAAAAGUGUGCUUUUUUUUUUCAUCUCAAAGACAUUUUUUAAGAUGAAUUCCUCUCGGCCGCCUCGCCUCCUCUUCUGCUCCGUCUGGAGGCAAAUCCUCUGAUUUCCUGAGUCUCAAUGGACUUGCAAAGGACAACUUUUAUAUGAGAAAGCGAGAAGAAAAUCCACUUCAUUUUUUUUUUUUUUUUUCCACUUCAAAAAGGAUCAGUGUUAUUGUGAAUCUUAUUGGGCUGAAAUGAGGAGAAAAACUUUUUCUCCGUCUGCGUUUGGUCAGAAACCAGAGACUUGAUGACCUCGUCAGUGUUCAUGUGGAUUACAGGCAGCAAUGCUUCCAUUGUUGCUCUUAUGUUUUAAACCCGACAGCCCUUUGUUGUGACCACGUUAGGUAUUCAUGAUUCUAUUUGUAUUUAAGAAAAACAAAAAAUUCCCACCUACCCAAAAAACCCUACUUCAGUCUUCCCAGGUUGUAUGUUUGUUGUGAGAAUGUGUGUAAAUGUAUAUAUUUCUUUAACAAAUUUUAAUUAGACAUUAAAUUCCAAACAUAGAAUUUUAUCCAGUGUCUUGUCCUGGAUGUAAAUAGUUUCUAAUUUAUGUUGUAAUUUAAUGGGCUUGUGUAAAUACUGGUAUCUGGUGUGUGGUUUCGCUUUCUAUGACGUUGUGUUUCACUUUUAUAAAUGGGUUAGUUUUUUAUCGAGUAGAGGUUAGGAAGUGGGCAUGAUAUAGCUUUUUUUUGAAAAUAUGUUAAGACAAAAAAAAACUGUUUACAAAAAUUCAGAAAAAAAAAAUUAAAAUAAAAUGAAAGACUCAAGUCUGACCCAGUGAGUAAGUGAUGUUGCAUGGGCCGUACAAAAAACAACAACAAAAAAAACAAGUAUUUGUGAUAGUCUUGUUGAGCUCCUUUUGGCAGUGUUUCACAGAAGAUGGUCAAGUCAUGGGUUGGAAGAUUUCUUCCUAUUAAUAAACCACAAAGAA